This is a messenger RNA of Calliphora vicina (urban bluebottle blowfly), 2276 nucleotides long. RefSeq names its product patsas (gene Patsas). Gene Ontology annotation, biological process: protein palmitoylation. Gene Ontology annotation, cellular component: Golgi membrane. Gene Ontology annotation, molecular function: protein binding; palmitoyltransferase activity. The transcript is spliced from 3 exons. Lineage: Eukaryota; Metazoa; Arthropoda; Insecta; Diptera; Calliphoridae. The coding region runs from base 282 to 1985 and encodes 567 amino acids. The record is from RefSeq and is a predicted model, not a curated record.
AAAUAACUAACAAAAUUUCACACUUACUUGAAAAUCCGUUGCUGCUACUCCACAGCCAACAUCAUAACACUGGAGGAGCAACAUCACCAACACCAUCAACAACUGCUGUAUCGACACCAUCGACGUUAUUUACGUCCAACGUCGUUGUGGAGCGUAGCGAGUUUUUUAACGUGGCUUCUACCGACGGCAUCAGGACGCAGCACAGCAAAGUUCACCCGAGUCCAGGGGCAGGAACGGCCCGUAGUGUUUGGGCCCUGCCCCUGAACUAUGACAGCUGCAAUAUGGUGGCGGAAGAGGAUAGUGCCGCUCAUACAGACCAUGAGGUAGAUCCUCGAAGACCCCAUUCCCCACAUGUGGUAAAUGUACGCGGCGGAGGUAAUGGUUCUCUGGUGGUUUCAAAUGGAUCUUCAGGCAUGGGUGGUAAUGGAGGUGCGGUAGAUGAAAAUCUAUUGAUUUUUGAGGGAGCUGAUGGUACUGUAGCUCAUUUGGAUGAUAUUUUUGAUAUUAUCAAAAAUGGUGAUGUCAAUGAUGUGGAAAAUUUAACAGAAAAAUUUGGCAUUGAGUGUUUAACAGCCCGUGACCGGCAUGGUUAUACACCAGCCCAUUGGGCGGCGCUUAAUGGGAAUGUAGAAAUGAUGCGGUAUCUCAUAGAGAGAUCGGCUCCCAUCGACUUACCAUGUUUGGGUACCCAAGGACCCCGUCCCAUACACUGGGCUUGUCGCAAAGGUCACCCUGCUGUGGUACAAGUUAUAUUGCAGGCCGGCGUGAAUGUUAAUGCAGCCGACUUUAAAGGUCUAACACCGCUACAUGUUGCCUGUAUGUAUGGGCGUACUGCCACGGCUGCCUAUUUAUUGGGUAUGGGAGCCCUAAAUCAUUUGACCGAUAUUAAUGGUGAUACGGCAUUACAUUGGGCUGCUUACAAAGGCCAUCCUGACCUAAUGCGGUUGCUAAUGUAUUCUGGAGUAGAGCUGCAAAAAACUGAUAAUUUCGGUUCGACUCCAUUGCAUUUGGCCUCUUUGUCGGCAAAUAUAACUUGCGUGCGUUUGUUGUGUGAAAAAUCAAAUUUAGAUUUAGAGCCCAGAGACAAAAAUGGCAAAACUCCCUUAAUGCUAGCUCAGUCUCAUCAACAUCAAGACAUUGUACGAAUAUUGUACACGGAAGUGAAGAAAAAAUCUCGCUGGAUGCCUUCGGUGUCGGAAAUUUGGGGUUGGUUGUUUGGUGGAGCAGGGGACUCAAAAGGUCCUCUACUCUUGUUCUUAUUUUCGGUUCUGCUUUGGGGUUAUCCCAUGUACAUGAUAAGAGCUAUUCCCAUAACAUGGAAUAUCUUAAGACGUUCGCAUUAUUGUUUCAUUUAUUGGAAUGCUGUUAUGUGGAUUAGUUGGAUUAUUGCCAAUCGUCGCGAUCCUGGCUACAUACCAUUAAGUUCGGACGCAUAUUAUCGGGCUAUUAAACAAAUACCAUAUUUCGACAAGCUCAAGAAGCGUAAUUUUAUGCUGACUCGUCUAUGUCAUAGUUGUCGUUGCCUGAGGCCGCUUAGAGCCAAACAUUGCCGAGUAUGCAAUCGUUGUGUGGCAUAUUUCGAUCAUCACUGUCCAUUUAUUUAUAAUUGCGUAGGUUUGCGCAAUCGCAUGUGGUUCUUUUUGUUUGUACUCUCAGUGGCUGUAAAUUGUUCUUUUACUAUAUAUUUCGCUUGCUAUUGUGUUAUGAUUGAAGGUUUUACAUUACUUUACGUUUUGGGACUGGUCGAGGCUGUGGUGUUCUGUGGUUUAGGCUGGAUAUUGACUUGCACCUCGAUACUCCAUGCUUGCAUGAAUCUCACUACAAACGAAAUGUUCAACUACAAACGUUACCCAUAUUUACGCGACAAACGUGGCCGUUAUCAAAAUCCCUUCUCUCGCGGCCCUAUUCUCAACCUUUUGGAGUUCUUUGUUUGCGUACCAGAUCGCAGUGAUGACAAUGAUCUUCUUUUGGAGGAUAACAUUUGAUUAAGAACUUAGGAUAGAGCCCAUCAGGCACGACGCCGUAAAUUACCGCCCGCUAGAGGAUAAUAUUAGGCUUUUGAUUAGAAACAAUUCCGGUAAAUUUAUCGUUGGCAACAGUGGAUUAAUGGAGAUUUUAUUCUAUAUAACUUGGCUUUAUAACGAACAAUUUUUAAGCUUACAAUUUGAUCUUACUUCUUACAAUGAUAUAUUGCACAAAGAUAUCGAACAACUUGUUUAUAAAGAUUAUAAAACAUGAACAACAAACCAAUUUAUUUGUUCUUCCAUAAGCAAGUG